AUGGCAUCGAUAGAUCUUAAAGAUGCAUAUUACUCUGUUCAAGUAUCACCAAAUUAUCAGAAAUAUUUGAAGUUUGUUUGGAAUGGUGUUGUUUAUAAAUUUACAUGCCUUCCUAAUGGGCUAGCCUGCUGUCCAAGGAAGUUUACUAAACUAAUGAAACCAGUGUUCGCCUCAUUAAGACAACAAGGGCAUGUGUCAUCACCAUACAUUGAUGACUUUUUUUUAAUGGGAAAUGAUCAUGAGGAAUGCAUUUCCAAUGUCAUAGAUACCAUCAAACUCCUGGACAAUCUAGGGUUUGUACCCCAUCCAAACAAAUCUGUCUUCAGGCCUACACAAAGUCUAGUAUUUUUGGGAUUUUUAUUGAAUUCCAUUACUAUGACAGUCUCCCUUACUCCUGAAAAAGCAAAUAAGCUUAAGACAUCAGUACAGCACCUCUUAUUAUGUGAAAGGCCCUCUAUUCGAAAGGUUGCACAAGUGAUAGGCCUCAUAAUAUCCAGUUUUCCGGGGGUGAUGUAUGGCCCACUUCAUUUUCGUUUGACAGAACAUGAAAAAACAGAAGCCCUAAAACAAAAUGCCCAAAAUUUCGAUGCAUUAAUGAGGUUGACACCACUUGCUAGAGAGGAGCUGCAGUGGUGGGUUAACUCGAUAGAUACAGCUGCCAAUCAAAUACAUAGGCCAGAACCACAAAUUAUAAUUCGCACAGAUGCCUCAAAACAAGGUUGGGGGUGUGCAGUGAAUGAUUUGUCCACCGGGGGCCUUUGGACCAUUACUGAGAAAGAUAAUCAUAUAAAUUACCUUGAACUGCUAGCUGUGUAUUUAGGGCUAAAAGCAUACAAAGAGCUUGUAUCAGAUAAACACAUACAAGUCUUGGUGGAUAACACCACAGUUCAAGUUAUACUUAAUAAAAUGGGCACUAGCCAUUCUGCUCAGUUAAACAAUUUGGUAAAAACUAUUUGGGAUUGGUGUAUCACAAACCAUAUUUGGCUCACAGUUGCCCGUAUUCCUGGAAAGGAAAAUAUUGAAGCUGAUUUUGAAUCCAGAAAGUGUAGGCGUAACACGGAAUGGUCCCUUAAUAAGAAGUUUUUUCAACAAGCGUGUGAAAAACUUGACUUCACACCAAACAUUGAUCUGUUUGCUUCUCGUAUUAACUAUCAGGUCAAACCAUACAUCUCAUAUCAUCCAGACCCAGAGGCAUUAGCAGUGAAUGCUUUUCAUAUGUCAUGGAGAAAUUAUAAGUUUUAUGCUUUUCCUCCAUUUAGCAUAAUAGGUCUGGUCUUGAAGAAGAUUCAGAAAGAAAAACAGAAGGACUAG
This is a messenger RNA of Dendronephthya gigantea, 1311 nucleotides long. RefSeq lists its product as uncharacterized. NCBI's taxonomy places the organism in Eukaryota, Metazoa, Cnidaria, Anthozoa, Malacalcyonacea, Nephtheidae. The transcript has a single exon. The record is from RefSeq and is a predicted model, not a curated record. Bases 1 to 1311 code for a protein of 436 amino acids.